CAGCUAUGAGUUACCCAGGCUAUCCCCCUCCUGCUGGUGGCUACCCUCCACCUGUACCAGGUGGUGGUGCCUGGGGGGGUGCUGCCUACCCUCCGCCCAGCAUGCCCCCCAUCGGGCUGGAUAAUGUGGCCAACUACACAGGACAGUUCAACCAGGACUACCUCUCAGGAAUGGCAGCCAACAUGUCGGGGACUUUUGGAGGAGCCAACAUGCCAAACCUGUUCCCAGGGGCCCCCGGGAGUAGCUACCCUCCAGUGCCCCCUGGGGGCUUUGGGCAGCCCCCCUCUGCCCAGCAGCCCAUGCCUCCAUAUGGAAUGUACCCCCCUCCUGGAGGAAAUCCACCCUCUGGGAUGCCUUCAUACCCAGCAUACCCUGGGGGCCCUGUGCCAGGCCAGCCCAUGCCACCUCCUGGACAGCAGCCUCCUGGGGCCUACCCUGGGCAGCCACCAAUGACCUACCCUGGGCAGCCACCCGUACCCCCCUCUGCCCAACAACAGCAGCCAGUGCCCAGCUACCCAGCCUACCCGGGGUCCGGGAAUGUCACCCCCGCUGUGCCCCCAACCCAGUUUGGGAACCGAGGCACCAUCACAGAUGCUUCCUGCUUUGACCCCAUGCGCGAUGCCGAGGUUCUGCGGAAGGCCAUGAAAGGCUUUGGAACCGAUGAGCAGGCCAUCAUUGACUGUCUGGGGAGUCGCUCCAAUAAGCAGCGGCAGCAGAUCCUCCUGUCCUUCAAGACUGCAUACGGGAAGGAUUUGAUUAAAGAUCUGAAAUCUGAACUGUCAGGAAACUUUGAGAAGACUAUCCUGGCUAUGAUGAAGACCCCAAUCCUCUUUGAUGUGUACGAGAUAAAGGAAGCCAUCAAGGGAGCUGGCACUGAUGAAGCCUGUCUGAUUGAAAUCCUGGCCUCCCGCAACAACGAGCACAUCCGGGAGCUGAGCAGAGCCUACAAAACAGAAUUCAAGAAGACCCUGGAGGAGGCCAUCCGGAGCGACACAUCUGGGCACUUCCAGCGGCUCCUCAUCUCUCUGUCCCAGGGAAACCGGGAUGAGAGCACAAAUGUGGACUUGUCACUUGUCCAGAGUGAUGUCCAGGAGCUGUAUGCGGCCGGGGAGAACCGCCUGGGAACAGAUGAGUCCAAGUUCAAUGCAGUUCUGUGCUCCCGCAGCCGGGCCCACCUGGUGGCAGUGUUCAAUGAGUAUCAACGCAUGACAGGUCGGGACAUUGAGAAAAGCAUCUGUCGGGAGAUGUCUGGGGACCUGGAACAGGGCAUGCUGGCCGUGGUGAAAUGUCUCAAGAAUACUCCAGCUUUCUUUGCUGAAAGGCUCAACAAGGCCAUGAGGGGAGCAGGAACAAAGGAUCGGACCCUGAUUCGCAUCAUGGUAUCUCGAAGCGAAAUUGACCUCCUGGACAUCAGAGCAGAGUAUAAGAGACUGUAUGGCAAGUCGCUGUACCACGACAUCACGGGAGACACAUCAGGAGAUUACCGGAAGAUUCUGCUCAAGAUCUGCGGUGGCAACGACUGA
Elephantulus edwardii (Cape elephant shrew) is the source of this 1523-nucleotide messenger RNA. It is a transcript of the gene ANXA11, whose product is annotated as annexin A11. Gene Ontology annotation, molecular function: calcium ion binding; calcium-dependent phospholipid binding. NCBI's taxonomy places the organism in Eukaryota, Metazoa, Chordata, Mammalia, Macroscelidea, Macroscelididae. The record is from RefSeq and is a predicted model, not a curated record. The coding region runs from base 6 to 1523 and encodes 505 amino acids. The transcript has 14 exons. Gene Ontology annotation, biological process: cytokinetic process; phagocytosis. Gene Ontology annotation, cellular component: cytoplasm.